Rasamsonia emersonii CBS 393.64 is the source of this 381-nucleotide messenger RNA. RefSeq lists its product as uncharacterized. The annotation marks the transcript as partial. The transcript has a single exon. The record is from RefSeq and is a predicted model, not a curated record. Lineage: Eukaryota; Fungi; Ascomycota; Eurotiomycetes; Eurotiales; Trichocomaceae.
CCUCUUCUCUCCUUCUUAUUGCCUCCCAUCUGGUGGCAUCUUCCCCCGUUGCUAACAGCAACCCCCCGCCGGCUCCCAUCUGCGGCACCUGCAACCCUCUCUCGGGCCAGAACAGCUGCGACCCGACGACGUCGUGUAUCAACACAGGCAAAAACUUCCACUGUGCCUGCCGCGCGGGCUACAAGGCCUCCGAGGACAACGACAACGUCAGCCAGCAGUUCCGUCUGCAGGUGCCCAACUACGAGUUCCUCGUCUUCACGCCUGAAAACACUGUCUGCGACACGCUCUGUGACCAUCCGUACGAUGGCACUGCUACGCUGUGCACCGAGGUCCCGAUCUAUUCCGAUUGCGUGGCCUGAUCGAUUUGACUCAUUUGAUUGA